Ostrinia nubilalis (European corn borer) is the source of this 2034-nucleotide messenger RNA. RefSeq lists its product as uncharacterized. The transcript is spliced from 6 exons. Gene Ontology annotation, molecular function: growth factor activity; fibroblast growth factor receptor binding. The record is from RefSeq and is a predicted model, not a curated record. Gene Ontology annotation, biological process: positive regulation of gene expression; positive regulation of cell population proliferation; animal organ morphogenesis. Lineage: Eukaryota; Metazoa; Arthropoda; Insecta; Lepidoptera; Crambidae. Gene Ontology annotation, cellular component: cytoplasm. Bases 705 to 1442 code for a protein of 245 amino acids.
GCCUCAGCUAUAUGCGCACAUCCUCCCCAUAAUAGCCGAAUUCCACUCGUCCGGGAUCCACGCGCGAAGGUGCGACGCGACCGCGAAACUCGAAUCGCGAAUACGAAUUUUUAAACGUCGAACAUUUUUAUUUUUUUUCGAAACUGUCAGAAAAGUUGCAGUUGGCGGCAAACGGUAAAGUUGUGUGUUGUGUAAAGUGCAUUUAGACGUUGAGCUUGCUAAGAUUUUUGUGUGCUAUCUCGAUGUGCCGAAAGAUUCUGUUGUGAAGUGUAUUUUUAUUUUGUGCUCGUAUUUUCAUUUGGAUUAUUUUGCUCCGGAAUUUUUGGAACAAUAUGGAAAUGACGCAUCUGACCGCUUCACUUCGAGAAGACUGUUAAUUCAUAACUUUAGACAUAAGCCCGCGUUUUAAACAGCCGUUAUAAAACAAAGAUGCUGGGGUGUGCUCUGAGGAGAGUUGCUUCAGUGUUCCCUUUCGCGCCAAAGGACAUUAGCUUCAGCUCGGCUGACGACAGCCGAUGCCUAGAUAAGUAGAUGUUUUAAAGGUAGCACUGUCCAAAAAAUUUCGGCCAACAGAUCUAAAAUUGAAGUUCACAACCUGAAACAAAACUAGUCAAGUUUAUAGCAAUAGUAAGUUACCAAUAGCAGAAGUAGGGAAGAGAACAGAGAUAUAGUGCGCGCGGUUCUGGAAACGCCACUUCGGUGGUAUGCUUUAUAUUGCCUCUUGGAUCGACUGUGCGCUGACUGGUCGCUACGUCACGUGGCUUCCCGGCGCGCGACUGCGGUGCUGGAUGCUACUAACUGUAUACACGUUACCACAGCUUGCCGUCUCUGCGAAGAUAUUGUGCCUCCUGAUGGUGGUGAUCUGCGGUGCGGUGCCGUCGAUGGUCCGUUCAGUGCGCCUCUUCAGCCAGUGCUCCCACCGGUACGUCAACGUGUUCCCAAACGGCACCGUCAUGGCCCACUCCGAUGGAAACGACCAGUCGAAUCUCACCAUCAGCACCCGCGGUUUCAGCCUCGAGCUGCUCAUCCACUCGCCCGUGCACGACCUGUAUCUAUGCUUCAACCGAUCCAGGCUGGUUGGCAGACGACUGACACGAUUCCAAGCGGAGAGACAGCCCAACUGUCUUUUCAAAGAAGAGUUUGUGGACGGCUACAACAGAUACCGUUUGACGAAGAACGAAGACCGCUACAUAGGGUUCAACCGGCGGGGGAUGCAGCUGCGGCGCGGCAAAAGCCGUCUCUCCGAGCGGUUUCACAAGUGCCUGUCCUUCAUGAAGGUGGCGCACGACUUCGACAUAACCAGGCACAACAAUGUGCUCGCAGGGGACCGUCCGCAGCGUAGGCACCGCGCCUCCUCACCCAACGCCAUCAAAGCCCCCUGCCACGGCAUCCGCCACCACCACGGCAGGUAUCAGAGGCGGAGAAACUGCGACGGAACGUAGACCAACCCCCCAAAACUUAGCAGCUUCACGCUUAAACGCUUCGCGCGUACCGUUGCCAGCUGUUGGACAUUGUGAGUGGACAGAGUAUUAGUCAACUAUCGCAGUAUUAUUACAGUGACGAGGACUGGAUAGCGUUAGGUUAGCUCGGUGGCCGCAUGAAUGGUAGCUGAAGCGGACGAGUAAACAUUUGAAUGGGGAGAAAGAGCCACGCCGGGACGACGUCCGGAGCUGUGAAAUUCCUUAAGGUCGUGUAACAUCGGAGCGCUCGUUUGCUCUUGCCUGCGGUCGGGCUCGUGCUCUAAAAGGAAAAAAGGUUUCUGUAGAAUGAGCAAAUAGUAGUCGCUGGUCACGAGGCCGACAGACCACCGCUGGACGAGUGUUUGAGGCCGCGCCGCCACCUCGGCUCGCACGGUCCGGCUGGCUUGCCAUAAGUGUAGCAAAAAUGCCUUUACGUCAAUUCUCAGUGUGUUAUUAUUUAAAACGCUUUACUCUUAAAUUAAGUACGGAUCGUGUUAUGCUUGUAAAUAUUAUAAAAAACCUAUUUGUGUUUACUUAUUUAUCAAAAAAGUUAAUCAGAAAAUUUGUAAACGUA